AUUAGUACCGAUGAUCAACCCUUAAUCCCCCUUUGUUAUAAUUAUCAAGUAGUAGUACUUCCAACUCUAAUCAGCUAGGCUUGGAUACUUGGAAUCCAAGGAAGCAGCAGGAUUAUUUAACAGCCUCGGAUCAGAGCCUCCGCACGGUUCAGAAUCCUCAGCUGAGCCCCGCAAGAGAAGAGCCAGACAUGGCUUCCAGCUCCAACAACUCCCCAUCAUUCAAGUAUUUGCAAAGGAGAAUCCGUCGAUUAUUGGCCGCGCUUCAUCUCUUCUGAGCCACUUGCUUUUUCAUGGGAUUUCUUCAAGAUCAUACUCGGGUCGUCGUCUCCGGCACGCCGCGCGAUCUUGUCGAAUAUGGGAUACCAGUUCACCACCAAGAGCGCUGACAUCGACGAGAGGGCCAUCAGGAGGGAGAAGCCGGAGGAGCUGGUCAAGGCCAUAGCCGAAGCCAAGGCCGACGCCAUUAAACUGAAUCUUGUUGAGGGCUGCGGUGAUGGGGACUUCAGAGAUCGGCCUACCCUUCUGAUCACUUCAGACCAGGUCAUGGUGAGCAAGGGGGCGAUCAGGGAGAGGCCGAGGAGCACGGAAGAAGCCACAGAAUUCAUCAGGGGGUACUCGGGUGAUCGAGCGUUUGCGGUGAACUAUGUUCUGGUGACCAACCUGAGCACCGGAGGCACAAAGGGGGGCUGGGAUAUACCCGAGAUCUGUUUCCACCACAUACCGCACGAGUUCAUCGAGGAAAUCGUGAAGGAGCGAGACAUGACCUGCGUGGCCGGGGGGCUCAAGCUGACGCAUCCAUCGGUGCUGCCCUUCAUCAAGGAACUAGUGAGCAGAUUCACCUAUAUUCAGCCUACAGCUCCUGCUUUGAAAACAGUGGACAGACUGCAAGCAAAUCAAUUAAACCGUUCUGAUUCCGUUUGCCAUUUUGAUGUGUACGUCCCCUUGUUUGCGCAGGUCGGUACGGCGGACAGUGUCCGAGGGCUUCCGAGGGAGCUCACGGAGAAGCUUAUUCGAGAAUCGCUGGAAGCGAAUUCCUAGCUGGAUUGUACUCCCCCAAAAAAAAUAUAAAAGUGAUCUGAACGCCUUUAUAUUUCUUUACAGAGAGAGUAUUUUUUUAAACAAUCUGUCUCGAGUUUGCUAUCGUGCACUAGUUAUGACGAGUAUGAUCAUUCCGCAAAAAAAAAA
Triticum dicoccoides is the source of this 1185-nucleotide messenger RNA. RefSeq names its product 7-methyl-GTP pyrophosphatase-like. Lineage: Eukaryota; Viridiplantae; Streptophyta; Magnoliopsida; Poales; Poaceae. The transcript has 8 exons. The record is from RefSeq and is a predicted model, not a curated record. Bases 355 to 1038 code for a protein of 227 amino acids. Gene Ontology annotation, molecular function: nucleoside triphosphate diphosphatase activity.